This is a messenger RNA of Neltuma alba, 1478 nucleotides long. RefSeq names its product E3 ubiquitin-protein ligase CIP8-like. The transcript has a single exon. Gene Ontology annotation, molecular function: ubiquitin protein ligase activity. Gene Ontology annotation, biological process: protein ubiquitination. Gene Ontology annotation, cellular component: cytoplasm. Bases 118 to 1203 code for a protein of 361 amino acids. The record is from RefSeq and is a predicted model, not a curated record. NCBI's taxonomy places the organism in Eukaryota, Viridiplantae, Streptophyta, Magnoliopsida, Fabales, Fabaceae.
UCCACACCCAACAACCUUCGCCUCCCUCUCUGCCCUUUGUUCAUUCUUUCACUUCUCAGCUAAACUCAGGUGGGUCCCUUCUCCGCCGUAUCUUGGUAUCUGCUCGUCGGAGAAAGCAUGGCUGACUCACCCUCUCCGGCGCCUGAGCAACCCUUGCUGGAUUCUGAUGAUUCGCAGUACUGGUGCUACCACUGCGAGAAGCGUGUGUCCGUAGAAACGCAUCCGGAGGGCCCUGACAUUCUCUGUCGCGAGUGCAAGCAUGGCUUCGUCGAAUCGAUUGCUUCCCCGUCUUUGGCUCCUCCCUCUACGACUUCUGAUCUGAUCGACGAUCCUCAUUUCGAAUCGCAAUUCCUGCGCGUACUUCGUCUACUUGCAGAAUCGGCGCGUGAUGAAGACGCGCCUCCACCUCCGUCUCGAAACCGCUCCUCAGGCGAUGAUAUUCUCAGGGUUGAGUUCGAGGAUUGGGAUGAUGAUGGAGAAAGCAGCAACAACAAUAACAACGACGAGGACGACGAAGAUGAUGGGGUGGAGUUUCACGAUGAAGGAGAAGAGCAGGAAGGUGCCGAAGAGCACGAAGAUCGACUAGGAGAAGAGGACCCAAGUGGAGAUGAAACCGAAGAAGAUCUGAGAAGGAGGAGUAUGCGGAACCGGAUCAGAGACUUGACCAGUCGGAUCAGAGAUUUGGCAACCGGCACGAGGAGCAGGAGGAACAGGAUCUUGGACUGGGCUGAUAUACUGAUGGGUCUUGAAGACAAUUCCAUAGAGCUGAGACUUCAGGUACCUGAUUCGGAUCGAUUUUUCGGGAACCCGGGAGAUUACGUCGAUGCUGCUGAUUAUGAAGCUCUGCUGCUGACCAUGGCGGAAAGCGACGGAAGCGGGAGAAGAGGGGCUCCACCGGCUGCAAAAUCUGCAGUGGAGUCGCUGCCGACGGUGGAGAUUGUCUCAGAGGAUCAAGCUUUGGUGUGCGCGAUAUGCAAAGAUAUGGUGGGUGUGGGAAGCAUGGCAAAGCGAUUGCCCUGUGGACAUCAGUACCAUGGGGACUGCAUAGUGCCCUGGUUGGGCUCCAGAAACUCAUGCCCAGUGUGCAGGUUUGAGCUUCCAACGGAUGACCAGGACUAUGAGGAGGAAAGGAAGAAGAAGGUGAUUACCUCUACUGCUAAUGGGGCAUCAGGUUCUGGUGGAACCGAUGCGAUAUCGGGUUGAUUUCUAAAUGGUAUGUUCUAUACUAUUUAUGUAAUAUAUUAUAUUUGGUGAUUUUCAUCUUCUUUGCAAACUUUUUCACUUGCCUACUACGGUUUUCUUUUUCUUUUCUUUUUUCCCUUCCUCUUUAAUUGAAACUUGCGCAAUGUUGUUUACUGGAAGUUUCAUGAAGCUAGCUCUUUAGCUCACUUUGUAUAUAGAAUUUGGAUCCACAUGAUCACACCGCUUCAAUGCAAUUUCAAGUUUCCUCCUGUGCCACGUGCUGAUUUUGCUAAGCA